Messenger RNA from Serendipita indica DSM 11827, 1380 nucleotides. Lineage: Eukaryota; Fungi; Basidiomycota; Agaricomycetes; Sebacinales; Serendipitaceae. The record is from the annotation of a GenBank genome assembly.
AUGUCGGUGAAAACAGUCAUAUUCCUUUCACUCAUUCUUGAUUUAUUUGCUUUCACUAUUCCGCUCCCGCUCUUUCCUCGAAUUGUAGAAUGGUACACACAGCGCGAGGCUCAUGACAAGACUGGCCUGCUGUCACGCUCGUUGCAAGCCGUAUCGUUUCUUCGAAGCUUCUUCAGGAGCUCCAAGCUUGACACCAAACGUUGGGAUGUUGUUUUACUCGGUGGAUUCAUGGGAUCAUUAUUCUCUGCGCUGCAAUUCCUCGUCUCGCCGCAUAUUGGCUCACUGUCUGAUAAGUAUGGUCGAAAGCCAGUCCUUCUCGUCACGAUGAUAGGCAACAUUCUCUCCGCACUCAUUUGGGUACAAUCGACUUCUUGGUCGUCCUACCUGCUUUCGCGAGCGGUAGGAGGCCUUUCCGAAGGGAACGUACAGCUAGCAAUCGCGAUUUUGUCCGACGUAACACCCGCAGAGACGCGUUCUCGUUCAUUAGCUCUUGUCGGACUUGCAUUCUCCAUUUGCUUUUGUAUUGGUCCUCCAAUCGGGGCAUAUUUCUCGAUGCAUCCAUUUCAAUUCCAAUCCUAUCUGAGAGAAGGCUGGGAACUCAAUAUCUAUGCGACACCUGCACUUGUCACUCUUGUCUUACUCGUAGUCGAGACCCUCUUCCUUGCCUUCGCGCUACCAGAAACCCGAGCGCGUGUGACAAGUGAAGCUAUACAGUCUACUGAGAAGGAUGCAAAGGCUUCCAAGAAGCCAUCUGCCACAAAGGGCAACCCCGUGCUCUCUCGCCUGCACCGACUUAGUGUCCUAAAGCAGGCUCGAGGGAUGCAUUUCAACUUUCUGCUUGCAUUUUCAGGUGUCGAGUUUACGUUGACGUUCUUGACAUAUGACCUAUUCGACUGGAACAAUGCAAAAAAUGGGCGGCUUCUUGCCAUUGUGGGCAUUAUGUCGGCUCUCCUCCAAGGCGGCUACACCCGGACUGCCACGCGCAAGAUUGGUGAGGGAGUCAUGGCUCGGAGAGGAAUGAUUAGUUGUGCCAUCAGCUUUUUACUCCUAGCAUCGCUCCCUUCUCUCGACGCUAUCUGGGCACCCCGAGUGAUCUAUGUGGCCGCCGCCUUUUUGGCAUUCACAUCCGCCACCGUUGUCAGCUCACUGACCGCGCUAGCCUCGCUGCAGUGUGAUGAUGAUGCAUCGACUAGUGAAGGCUCAGCAUUGGCCAAAGGCAAAGCACUGGGCCAAUUUCGCAGCUCUGGACAACUGGGUCGGGCCAUCGGGCCACUGCUCUCUUGUGCUAUGUAUUGGACUUUUGGACCGAGCGUUACAUACUCCACAGCAGCAGCGGCUAUGAUGGCCCUGGCAGUGUCGAUGAGGCAACUCACAAAGUAA